Neltuma alba is the source of this 890-nucleotide messenger RNA. RefSeq names its product zinc finger Ran-binding domain-containing protein 2-like. Bases 108 to 563 code for a protein of 151 amino acids. The transcript has 4 exons. Gene Ontology annotation, molecular function: mRNA binding. NCBI's taxonomy places the organism in Eukaryota, Viridiplantae, Streptophyta, Magnoliopsida, Fabales, Fabaceae. The record is from RefSeq and is a predicted model, not a curated record. Gene Ontology annotation, cellular component: cytoplasm.
CAGUAUAUAAGGCACCUAGCCCAUCACCAACAAUCACAACACAAUACAUUUUGUUCAGCUUGAUCAAAGUCUGUUCUGGUGAGCGGUAGCUAGCAGAGGGAUUGAAAAUGAGCAGACCGGGAGAUUGGAACUGCAGGUCAUGCAACCACCUGAACUUUCAGAGGAGAGAGUCUUGCCAGCGAUGUGGAGAAGGAAGGGUUGGAGGCGAAUAUGGAAGCUUUGGUGGCAGAGGCUUCACCACUGGACCAGACGUUCGUCCAGGCGACUGGUACUGUAACCUGGGCAACUGUGGAGCCCACAACUUCGCCAGCCGCUCUAGCUGCUUUAAGUGCGGUGCCCUCAAGGAUGAUUCCUCCGGCGCCGGCGGCGGUUACGACGCCGACAUCCCCAGAAUGAGAGGCUAUGGCUUCGGCAGCAGCUCCAGCCGCCCUGGCUGGAAAUCCGGUGACUGGAUAUGCACCAGGUCCGGAUGCAACGAGCACAACUUCGCCAAUAGAAUGGAGUGUUAUCGGUGCAAUGCACCAAGGGACUCAAGCAGCAGCAGGAAUCCAUAUUCGUCAUAGAAAUAUCUGAUAUGGUUGGCUGUCCGAGGGGAAGAGAAUUUGAUGAUGAUGAUGAUGAGAGAGGCUAUCUUGCUGUCAGCGAUAGUUACUUUUUUUUUUGGUCCCUCCCCCAAUAUGUUGUCACUUGGCUCGAUCUAUUUAAUUUUCCCCUCUUUUGAAAUUUCUAUUUUCUAGCUAGGAAGCUUUUGAUGAAGAACUAUCUCUCAUUUUGAGUUUUGUUGGCGCUGAGAAUUUCUGGUAUGACUCAGCAGCUAGCUAUGGCCCUUGUACUGGUAGCGUACGUUAUCAAUCUAAUAUAUCAGUGUUUAUGUAUGCUUUUGAAGUUAA